Molecule: messenger RNA, 342 nt
Organism: Aspergillus oryzae RIB40
Lineage: Eukaryota; Fungi; Ascomycota; Eurotiomycetes; Eurotiales; Aspergillaceae
Exons: 2
Coding region: 1-342 (113 amino acids)
Source: RefSeq, a predicted model, not a curated record
AUGCCCAUCUCCGAGACGGAGAUUAUUCAAAUCAUUGAGAAGCGCAUUGGGAAGAAGAUCGAGCUGAAGACGCCUUCUUUUGAGACUGGCGUUAAUAAGCUUAUUAGGGCUUUGUAUGGUGGGGAGGAGAAGGGGGAUGGGGAGUUGGGGCUUGGGCUGGCGAGUGAGGGUGAUUUACGGGGUGAUCUUGUUCGGGAUACGGUUGAGCAUUUGAUUUUGUUUUAUAAUCGGCGUGGGUUGAAGGGAAGUCCGAAUGUUUUGAGGUGGCUGUUGGGGAGGGAGCCGACUUCUGUUGUGCAAGCCUUAGAGUUACCGUGUUUACUACAAGAUAGCUGCAUGUAG